Messenger RNA from Rosa chinensis, 1723 nucleotides. Its product is annotated as cytochrome P450 716B1. Gene Ontology annotation, biological process: sterol metabolic process. Bases 106 to 1533 code for a protein of 475 amino acids. Gene Ontology annotation, molecular function: iron ion binding; heme binding; monooxygenase activity. The transcript is spliced from 4 exons. The record is from RefSeq and is a predicted model, not a curated record. NCBI's taxonomy places the organism in Eukaryota, Viridiplantae, Streptophyta, Magnoliopsida, Rosales, Rosaceae.
CUUGAGCCUUUCUUUCCCAGACUCCCAUUUAUACUCAACUGUCACUCCUUUCAAUCUACAAAGGUUUGCAAACUCUCUCUCUCUCAAACAAAGCCUCACAAAGCCAUGAUGACUACUCUUUUCACAAUUUUCCUCUUCCUCAUUCCCAUAUACCUUCUCCUAAAGAGCAGAAAAAAAUCAUUAGAAAGGCUUCCUCCAGGCUCAUUAGGACUGCCCCUAAUAGGCCAGAGCCUUGAUUUUCUCCGAGCAAUGCGUGCCAACACUGCAGAGGAUUGGCUUGAACAAAGGAUCAGAAAGUAUGGUCCAGUUUCAAAGCUAAGUCUCUUUGGCAAGCCAACAGUCUUCAUCCAUGGACAAGCUGCAAAUAAGUUUAUAUUCACCAGUGAUGGGAGCACCAUUUCAGCCCAACAAACCGAGUCUAUUCGUAGGAUUUUGGGGGAACGGAGUAUAUCCGAGUUAAGUGCUGAGGAUCACAAACGUGUCAGAAGUGCACUUAUGCUAUUCAUGAAGCCCGAGUCACUGAAGCAAUAUGUGGCGAAAAUGGAUGAAGAAAUCAAGAAGCACCUUGAGAUGCAUUGGCAUGGCAAACAACAAGUUACAGUCUUGCCCCGGAUGAAGAACCUCACAUUUAACAUAAUAUGCUCUCUUCUUUUUGGGCUUGAACGAGGAACUCGCAGAGAUGAACUCCUGGAGUGUUUCCAAAAAAUGAUGCAAGGAAUGUGGUCACUGCCGAUCAACUUGCCCUUCACGCGUUACAACAGCAGCCUCAAGGCAAGCAAGAGGGUUCAAACCAUGCUCAAAGAUCUUAUACGCGAAAAGAGGGUACAGCUUGAGGAAAAAAGGGCUUCUCCACAACAAGACCUUAUCACUUGCUUCCUUAGCAUCCGAAAUGAUGAAGGUAGAGAAGAAUUAACAGAAUUGGAGAUGGUGCACAAUGUCAUGGUAGUCCUGGUUGCAGGACAUGACACUUCAUCUGUUUUGAUUACGUUCCUUUUGCGGCUUCUAGCUAAUGAACCAGCUGUGUAUGCUGCCCUUCUUCAAGAGCAGGAAGAAAUAGCUAGAAGCAAAUCGGCAGGAGAGUUUCUGACAUGGGAAGACCUUGCCAAAAUGAAAUACACAUGGAGAGUAGCACAGGAAACUCUAAGGAUGACUCCUCCUGUCUUUGGUGGCUUCAGGAAUGCUACCAAAGAUUUUGAGUUCGGUGGAUUCCUCAUUCCUAAAGGGUGGCAGAUAUUCUGGGCUGCUCCUAUGACCCACAUGGAUGAUAACAUAUUCCCAGAGCCAUCGAAGUUUGAUCCAAGUAGGUUCGACAAGCAAGCAAUUGUUCCACCCUACUGCUUUGUACCAUUUGGAGGGGGACCUCGAAUAUGUCCAGGAUAUGAGUUUGCCAGGAUCGAAACCCUAAUUGCAAUACACCAUAUGGUAACUCAAUUCACCUGGAAGCUAUGUGCAGACAAUCACUUCAGUAGGGAUCUAAUGCCUGUACCUACUCAAGGACUGCCCAUUGAAAUCACGCCUAGAAUACUACUGUGAACACAAAUGCUUUACCAAAUCAAAAUAUUUGUCGUGGUUGUUCAGAAAAUGUUCCAACAGUAUUGUAACUUAUUGAUUAGUUCAUUACAAUUACAGAACUUCUCGAAAAUUUCAAUGUACCAUGUGGACACAUUUCUCGAUGUAAUAUUUUAUAACCUAUCCAUUAUUUUGUAAGUUGUGAAUUUUAUAA